UAAGCACACAAUCUUUUCUUCUUUCUACUUUCUUCUUCUCAUAUCUCUCUACCUAGCUAUGCCUAUUCCCCUCUCUUCCUAUCACUUUCUCUGAACCUUCUUUCCUUCUAUCUCAUAUAACAUAACACAUAAGAUACACAUAUAUAUAUAUAACUCAGUUCAUCAAACAAACCCAUAGAACAAGUUAGUUGCUUAUAUAAGGCUAAGGCUUAAUUUGAUGAUGAUGGAAGAGCCUGUUGUGGUUAACAAAGGAGAUGAGCCUUUGGAUUUGCCUCCAGGCUUCAGGUUCCACCCCACAGAUGAAGAGAUCAUCACUUGUUACCUCACAGAGAAAGUGUUGAAUAGAGGCUUCAGUGCAACCGCUAUUGGUGAAGCUGAUUUGAACAAGUGUGAGCCUUGGGACUUGCCAAAGAAGGCAAAGAUGGGUGAGAAAGAUUGGUAUUUCUUUUGCCAAAGGGAUAGGAAGUAUCCAACAGGCAUGAGGACCAAUAGAGCGACUCAAUCAGGGUAUUGGAAGGCCACUGGUAAAGACAAAGAGAUUUACAAAGGGAAGAGCAAUCUUGUGGGGAUGAAGAAGACCCUUGUGUUCUAUAGAGGAAGAGCUCCAAAGGGAGAAAAGACAAAUUGGGUUAUGCAUGAAUUCAGAUUGGAAGGCAAAUUCGCAUGCUACAACCUCCCCAAGGUUGCAAAGGAUGAAUGGGUUGUGUGCAAGGUUUUCCACAAGGCCAACAACACAGAUGCUAACAAAAGGAUCCCCAUUAGCCCUGGCCUUUUGAGAAUGAACUCAUUUGGAGAAGAUCUAUUUGAUUUCUCUUCACUCCCACCUCUUGUGGAUCCUCUCUUUGACCAAACCUCAAACAAGCACAUUGACAAUGAUUUCAAGGGUAAUACUAAUACUAUUACUAACACACCUUCAUCAUCAACUAAGCCACCACCAUCAGAAGGUUAUAACUACCAUCCCAACUUCUUCAUCAACAACAAUCAGCACAUGCUCAUGAUGAAGCCUGAAGAUCACAGAACCUAUGAGUUUCCCACCAACAACUAUGGUCAAAAUCCAAUGGGAAUAAGCAUGAGCACAAGCACAAGCACUAGCAAUACCCUUCAGAAUUCAACCUCACCCUUCAACAUGUUCCAAGAUCAUUACAUGCACCAAGGCAAGAACAACAGUUCCAACUUCAUUCCAGGGUUGGACAAACAGUGCAAGGUGGAGCAAUUCUCCAACACUAACACCAACCAGCCUGUGGUCAGUGCCUCUCAAGACACGUGCCUCAGCAAUGACAGAAACACUGACACUUCCUCGGUGGUUUCGAAGCAAGAUAUGGGAAGAAACAAAGCAUUGUACGAGGAUAAUCUUGAAGGCCCAUCAUCGGUUGCUGCACUAUCAGAUUUGGAAUGCCUGUGGGAUGAUUACUGAAGAACAAUUAAUUGAAAGACAUGAUCAAGAGAGAGAAGUUAAUUAAUUAAAGCAAGUUUGUCGAUUUAUAUGGUUUUUAUAUAGUUAAUUACUAUUACAUACCAAUAUAUAUUUCUGAUUUUAGACAGUCAUACAGAUAUAUGUUAUAUGUUAGACAUGAAAAAAGUUCUGGGGUACACGUAUACUGUAUAGGUUAUGAUUGAUUAGAUAAUCCAGGUCUUAUUACAAAGUUAGGUUUUCAUUUCGUAGAUCAAGGACAAGGAUUUGAUCAUGCUCAUGUACAUUUUUCUUUUGCAAUGUAUUAGUGGGUUUGUUUUAUUAAUUAAUUUCUUUAUUUUUUUUUUCUUCAGUUGCAUUUGUCUUAAUUCUCUAAAUUUUGCUUGUAAUGAAUCUAGUUGAAUACUUUCAAGUACUUAUUGUUCACUUAUUCUUGUUCAUAUUCCAAACAUGUUUAAUCGAUAUGUUUUCAUCCA
This is a messenger RNA of Cajanus cajan (pigeon pea), 1887 nucleotides long. RefSeq names its product NAC domain-containing protein 87. Gene Ontology annotation, molecular function: DNA binding. NCBI's taxonomy places the organism in Eukaryota, Viridiplantae, Streptophyta, Magnoliopsida, Fabales, Fabaceae. The record is from RefSeq and is a predicted model, not a curated record. Gene Ontology annotation, biological process: regulation of DNA-templated transcription.